Molecule: messenger RNA, 309 nt
Organism: Lemur catta (Ring-tailed lemur)
Lineage: Eukaryota; Metazoa; Chordata; Mammalia; Primates; Lemuridae
Product: Y-box-binding protein 1-like
Exons: 1
Coding region: 1-309 (102 amino acids)
Source: RefSeq, a predicted model, not a curated record
AUGGAGGGAGGGGCUGACAACCAGGGUGCAGGAGAGCACGGUAGGCCACCAGUAAGACAGAGUAUGUGCCGGGGUUAUAGCCCACGAUUCUGCAGGGGCCCUCCUCGCCAAAGGCAGCCCAGAGAGGACGGCAAUGAAGAGGAUACAGAGAAUCAAGGAGACGAGACCCAAGGUCAGCAGCCGCCUCAACGUCGGUACCGCAGCAACUUCAAUGACCGACGCAGACGCCCAGAAAACCAUAAACCACAAGACGGCAAAGAGACAAAGGCAGCCGAUCCACCGGCUGAGAGUUCCUCGGCCGGAGGCUGA